AUUCUCCUUAUCCUUUUCUCUCUCACAUACAUACACAUUACACACACACACUCUCUCUAUCUCUCUAUCUGUUUAUGAUUGACAAUGAGGUUUUCAUCAAGCUUGAGCAGACUCAUCAAUGAUCACUCUUCAUAUUCCAAGCUUCUAGUUCUCCUUUCCGUCAGUGGCAGUGGGAGCCUAUUGGCAUACGCACAGUCACAUAAAGAUGUUGCAAAUCCUGUCAUUGUUGGGCCAGAGCAAAGUGAUCCGACAACGAAGAAGAAGGAGAAGAUUGUGGUUCUUGGAACUGGAUGGGGAGGUAUUAGUUUCCUAAAGGAUAUCGAUACCUCCUCCUACGACAUUCAGGUGGUGUCACCUCGUAACUAUUUCGCAUUCACUCCUUUAUUGCCUAGUGUAACAUGUGGGACUGUUGAAGCUCGAAGUAUUGUUGAACCUAUCAGGAACAUUUUGAUGAAGAAAAGCGGAGAAUUUCACUUUUGGGAGGCAGAAUGUCUUAAGAUUGAUCCAGAGAAUAAAAGAAUCCAUUGUAGAUCUAAUAUAAACGAUAAUCUAGCUGGAAAUAACGAUUUCUCUUUGGAAUAUGAUUACCUUGUUGUUGCUGUUGGAGCUCAAGUAAACACCUUUAACACUCCUGGUGUUCUAGAACACUGCCAUUUUCUCAAGGAAGUAGAGGAUGCUCAAUCGAUCCGUAGAAGUGUAAUAGAUUGUUUCGAGAAGUCUGUCCUUCCAGAUCUAACCGAGGAAGAAAGAAGGACGAAUCUUCAUUUUGUAAUUGUGGGAGGCGGUCCAACUGGUAUUGAAUUUGCAGCUGAACUACAUGAUUUUUUUGAGGAAGAUCUGUUUAAGCUCUAUCCUUCAGUGAAAGAUUUAGUGAAGAUAACUAUUAUUCAAUCUGGUGACCAUAUUCUGAACACGUUUGAUGCAAGAAUAAGUUCAUUUGCUGAAGAGAAAUUCAAAAGAGAUGGUAUAGAAGUUUUAACAGGAUCGCGGGUUGUAAAUGUUUCUGAUAAACAUAUUGACAUGAAGCUGAAAGCAAACGGGCAGGAUUUCUCUGUUCCUCAUGGAAUGGUGGUUUGGUCUACUGGAAUAGGCAGCCGUCCUGUUAUUCAAGACUUAAUGAAAACAAAUGGCCAAGGCAGUAGACGAGUUCUAGCAACUGAUGAGUGGUUACGGGUAAAGGGCAGUGAACACGUAUAUGCUAUAGGCGAUUGUGCUACAGUGGAUCAACGAAAAAUCAAGGAAGACAUCUUGAAUAUAUUCGAGACUGCAGACAAAGAUAAAUCGGGUACCCUCACAAAGUAUGAAUUUCAAGAUGUUGUUGAAGAUAUCCUUAUAAGGUACCCGCAAAUUGAACUUUAUCUGAAGAACAAUCAUAUAUCCGAAGUUCAAGAUCUCUUGAAAGAUAGUGAUGGAAAGGAAAGGAAGGAAGUAACAAUUGAACAGUUUAAAACCGCCCUUUCUCAAGUUGAUUCUCAAACAAAGAGUUUUCCAGCAACUGCUCAGGUUGCUGCUCAACAAGGAACAUAUCUUUCUAGUUGCUUUAACCGCAAAACUCAUUGCGAACAGAAUCCAGAAGGGCCACGACACUUUAGCAGCACUGGUCGCCAUCAAUUUCGUCCUUUUUGCUACAAGCAUUUAGGACAAUUUGCUCCAUUGGGUGGAGAGCAGGCAGCAGCAGAACUUCCAGGAGAUUGGGUGUCUAUGGGACACAGCACUCAGUGGCUUUGGUACUCUAUAUAUGCAAGCAAACAAGUCAGCUGGAGGACGAGAGUUCUUGUUGUAUCUGAUUGGACGAGAAGGUUUAUUUUCGGAAGAGAUUCAAGCCGUAUUUGAGGUUGAAAUUUGAUCGAUUUGUAAUAUGCAUAUGGUUAUUUUAAGCCAAGAUUGGUCCCCCAAAACAUGACAUUAUUCAGGUUCAUAUGCAGUCAAGAUUGAACCAAUGUAUAUUUCAUUGUUAGCAAAACUAUAUGAUGUUUUCC
Impatiens glandulifera is the source of this 1979-nucleotide messenger RNA. RefSeq names its product external alternative NAD(P)H-ubiquinone oxidoreductase B1, mitochondrial-like. The transcript has 10 exons. The coding region runs from base 85 to 1833 and encodes 582 amino acids. The record is from RefSeq and is a predicted model, not a curated record. Lineage: Eukaryota; Viridiplantae; Streptophyta; Magnoliopsida; Ericales; Balsaminaceae. Gene Ontology annotation, molecular function: calcium ion binding; NADH dehydrogenase activity.